GGACGACACGGAAAAACAAGAUACAGAGUAUGAACAAGACUUACCAGUCUAUGCAGGACUUGAACGUUAUCAACUUUUGGACAAAUUAGGCGAUGGUGCCUUUUCCGAUGUUUACAAGGCCUUGGAUCAAAAGACUCAUGACAACGUGGCUAUCAAGGUGGUCCGAAAACUAGAGUUAAACUCAAACCAAGUAAUUUUUUUUUUUUUGGUCACGGGGUUUGCAAACAUUGUUACAAUAUUGGAUUUAUCUAAUGAUUUUAUUAUAUUAUAAAUAGAGAGCCGGAGUCCUUAAAGAAGUCCAACUCAUGCGAUCAAUACAACAUGAAUCCAUUAUCAAGCUAUUAGGAUUUAUCGAAACAAAUGAAUAUUAUUUUCUCAUUCUGGAAUUAUGCCAAGGUGGAGAACUCUUUCAUCAAAUUGUUCAUCUUACUUAUUUUAGUGAAGAUCUUGCUCGUCAUUGUAUAUCUCAAGUUGCUGAAGGUAUACGUUACUUACACGAAGACAAAGGGAUCGUUCAUAGGGACAUCAAACCUGAAAAUUUGUUAUUCGAACCAAUACCAUUUAUACAACGAGAUACAUCUUCCUCAAGUUCUUCUCAACCUCAAAUCAAUGCCAUUGAUGAUGAUCUCGAUGAACCCAAAGUAGAUGAAGGUAGAUUUAUUGCAAAUUAUGGUGGUGGUGGUAUUGGUAAAGUCAAGAUUGCUGAUUUUGGUCUAUCCAAGGUGAUCUGGGAUCAACAGACAAGAACUCCAUGUGGUACAGUCGGCUACACUGCUCCAGAAAUAGUGCGCAACGAAAGAUAUACCAAGUCAGUGGAUAUUUAUUCGAUGGGCUGUGUAUUGUAUACUAUGCUUUGUGGUUUCCCUCCCUUUUAUGAUGAUUCCAUUGAUAUUCUGACCGAAAAAGUGGCAAGGGGACAUUACUCAUUUCUAUCUCCGUGGUGGGAUUCUGUUUCUGACGAUGCCAAGGACCUGGUGGCUCAUUUAUUGUGCGUGGACCCUAAUGAACGAUAUGACAUUCAUCAAUUUAUGCAACAUCCUUGGAUGAACAAACAGUCAGUUACUUCAGAUGAUGAGCCCUCCAAAGCCGUUGGUGAUAUCUUGAUUCCACCAUCAACAACUACCUCUAUCGCCAAAGAAACAAUUGCAGCUACCAAACCCAAACACAUUCUGAUUGGUAAUCGGCAUGAUGAUUUAUUCCAAAAUACGGUUUCUUCUAUGAAAGAAUUAUUUGAUAUUUCUUGCAAGAUACACAGAAAAUCAGAAGAACAAGCUCAUCGAAAGAAAACCCAGAAAUUCUAUCGACCCUUUUUUGGAUACUAUUUGACAGAUGACGAUGAUGACGAUGAUGAUGAUGAUAGUAGUGAAGAUACUCCCAUUGGCGAUACAACUUGCAACAGUUUUCAAAGUAAUGACGGUGAACUAUCACCAACAGCAACAACAACAAAUGACGAUCAAUUCAGUAAAUUCAACCUAUCACAUUCAUUGCACAUUACACUGAAUAAGCAAGGAAAAAUCAAAGAGGAUGAUGAUGAUCAAUGUCUUAGAUCGAAGUUGUUUGACUUGAAUUUGGACAGUGCAACCUUAAUUGGACGACGCAAAAACAACAACAACAAUGAACACCUAUCGAACCCAAUCAUGCCGCUGGACCGGAAAAAUUGAAUUUCCUUAGUGUGCCUCUUAGUUUAGAAUAU
This is a messenger RNA of Halteromyces radiatus, 1693 nucleotides long. RefSeq names its product kinase-like domain-containing protein. The record is from RefSeq and is a predicted model, not a curated record. The transcript has 5 exons. Gene Ontology annotation, biological process: protein phosphorylation. Lineage: Eukaryota; Fungi; Mucoromycota; Mucoromycetes; Mucorales; Cunninghamellaceae. Gene Ontology annotation, molecular function: protein kinase activity; ATP binding. The coding region runs from base 306 to 1661 and encodes 451 amino acids.